AUGACUGUGGAGAAGAGCAAAGGCUUAGAGCCCAAAAAGCCACCAGCGACGAGGAAGGUGGCACCUGAUGGUGGAUGGGCGUGGAUGGUUUGCUUAGGUGUCAGUUUAGUUAACUUUUCAACGCGUUCUCUUGAGCCGUCGUUUGGUUUGCUGUUCAAAGACUUAUUGGAUGAUCUCGGGGUCCACACCACGGGUGCUUCAGUGAUUGCCAGUACUCUAGAUUCCGUGGUCAACUUCUCUGGCUUCUUUGUGGGGCCUGUGAUAAAAACGUUUUCGUACCGAAAAGUAUGCUUCGUAGGCUCCACAAUAUGUGCCCUUGGCUUACUGUUCACGGCACCCGCUGCCAGCAUGGGGCACAUUAUCACUACUUACAGUAUUUUAGGAGGUUUCGGAGUGGGUCUCGCGUCGUCCUCAUCAUUCGUGUCGCUCAACCAUUACUUCUCUAAGAAGCGAGGUCAAGCAGUCGGGCUUUCGAUGGCUGGUACUGGCUUCGGGUUGAUGGUGAUGCCACAACUAGUCAAACUCCUACUAGGAGAGUAUGGGUUCCGUUGGACGGUCGUCAUAUUGGGUGCCUUGGCCUUCCACGCUGUGCUUGGCUCCUGUCUACUGCAACCUGUUAAAAGACAUCUCAUUGAUGAACCAGUGGAUUGUGAAAUGCAAACAGUGAAGGAAAUGGAGUGUAUACUAGAGAGUGAAGAAGAAAACGAUGACAAAUUCGAAAUAAAUCCACUUGUCUCACCUCAAAUACCAAAGAUAAUGAAGCAGAGAUCACACACCAACAUGAACCAUCCUUCAGUACGGACGAUAGGCCUACCGAGGGCCAAGACCUGUGACAAGCCCUUACAGGAAUUUGAAAAGUUCGAAAUAAAUAAUAAGCUGUACCCAGGGUUGACAACUGCUGCGUCUGUGGCCGCUAUGCCGCGAGUGACAUCUAGCGGUAGUAUGAGUGAAGCUGCGCGAAAGAGAAAAGUGUCCGUCAUUUCUAAUAUCUCCAACAUGGACUUCACUGGCAGUUACUUGCAGUUGUAUCUUGAUACAGUACAAGACGAUGACGCCAUACAAAUGAAGCCAAUAAAGAAAGUGGAACCCGAGGAAAAGAAGAAGGGUUUCUUUAGAAGAUUUAUAGCUCUUAUGGACUUAGAUUUACUUAAAGACUGGUCAUUUUUGAACCUUUUACUAGGGCUCUCGCUGUUUUGGAGCGGAGAGCUACAAUUUAGGAUGUUGACCCCAUUCUUUAUAAGAAGUUUGGGCUACAAUAUGAAUGACACGGCGUUUUGCCUCUCCAUGACUGCCAUUACUGAUAUUUUGGUGCGGUUGAUCCUACCGCCUAUAUUUGACAGAACGACCAUUUCCAAGAAAAUGAUAUUCUUUAUUUCUUCAUUCUUCUUAGCUGCGACGAGAUCUGUGUUAGCAGAGCAAACAGAAUGGGUGCCUCUGAUGAUCUGGCUGUCCAUCUGCGGGUUCUUCCGAGGCAUGUGUCUGAGUAACUUCACUCUGACCAUAUCUGAAUACUGUCCUCUUGAGAAGCUCCCCGCUGCGUUCGGUCUGCACAUGGUCAGCAAAGGAGUAUUCGUUGUUGCUAUUGGACCUUUGAUCGGAUACGUGAGAGAUUACACCGGUAGCUUCGCAACGUGUAUUCACGUGCAGAAUGCUCUCAUAAUGUCGUGUGUACUUGUAUGGGGCGUGGAGUACGCGCUCGCCUUUACCCGCCGCAGGAAAGUCGUGCAAAUAUAG
Messenger RNA from Spodoptera littoralis (African cotton leafworm), 1734 nucleotides. The record is from the annotation of a GenBank genome assembly. Lineage: Eukaryota; Metazoa; Arthropoda; Insecta; Lepidoptera; Noctuidae.